AUGGCAAGAAAAACUAGCAACAGUGUUAUAGAAAAGAUUUUGGAGAAUUUCGAGGACUCAAAUCUCUCAGACCUUGAGAAUUCGGAAUCGGAAGAAAUAUUAAAGGAUUUAUUUGAGGCAUUUGACAAUAAUGAAACUUUUGUGAUGGAGGAGCUUAGUCGUCAAGGUCCGUAUGAUAUAAGCAUUACAAAUAUCAACGGGGAAUGUAAUGACGAACUAGUUUUGGAUGAAAAUGGCUCUAGCUCAGAAGCUGGCAUUAAGGAUCCCAAUUUGGAGAGGCAUACUAAAGGUAAAUCGCGUCAUUUUACGGUGAAUGGUUUUAAUACGCAUGCACAGCAACAACAACAAUCGCAACAGCAAAGCCAGAGUGACGUGCGUAACAUUUACAAUAAUCCUUACAUACCACCAUCAGCACCAACAAGCACACCAAACCAACAACAACAACAGCAAACACAUCGCUUACAGCAGCAACAGCAACAACAAUUGUUAUAUAAAUCUAUCGCCAGCGGCGUUGUUGGAGGUGUUGGAAAUAGCGGUGCCAAUCAAUACGAUUACCCACCAACAACCUCCACUGAACUUCAACAUCAGCAGCAACUGCAGCAACAACAACUACAGCAACAUCAGCAGCUUCAACUACAGCAACAACAACAGCAAUUGAGCAGCGUCUUGGAGGCAGAGAACAGCACCUUCCCCAGUCAUAAUAAAGUUUGA
This is a messenger RNA of Anastrepha ludens (Mexican fruit fly), 711 nucleotides long. RefSeq lists its product as uncharacterized. The record is from RefSeq and is a predicted model, not a curated record. The coding region runs from base 1 to 711 and encodes 236 amino acids. The transcript is spliced from 4 exons. Lineage: Eukaryota; Metazoa; Arthropoda; Insecta; Diptera; Tephritidae.